Messenger RNA from Rhinichthys klamathensis goyatoka, 1320 nucleotides. RefSeq names its product forkhead box B1b (gene foxb1b). Gene Ontology annotation, molecular function: DNA-binding transcription factor activity, RNA polymerase II-specific; RNA polymerase II cis-regulatory region sequence-specific DNA binding. NCBI's taxonomy places the organism in Eukaryota, Metazoa, Chordata, Actinopteri, Cypriniformes, Leuciscidae. Bases 363 to 1259 code for a protein of 298 amino acids. The record is from RefSeq and is a predicted model, not a curated record. Gene Ontology annotation, biological process: regulation of transcription by RNA polymerase II; anatomical structure morphogenesis; cell differentiation. The transcript has a single exon.
ACCUAGAGAGCACUUGAAGAGACACAGAAAAAGGGGGACAGACGCUCAGAGACUUUAGCACACACACAGAGAACUCCGAGUGAGGCCAUGAGAGAAGACGUUGAGAUUUUAAGUUUUUAUUUUUUAAUGGACAGCAUUUCACAAAAUCCUGAAACAAACGAAUGAAACGAACUGCAUAAUUUGCUCAAAACUUUUACAAGAAUGGAUAGCUAAGUGAGUGUCACCUGAAGCACCUGCAUUUAUUAAGAUGUCUGACUUUUUAGUACUUCGGAUCAGUGUGACAUUUUCAACAAACUCGGAGUGUUUUGAAGCUAUUCGUCAUUGACUCGGUGAACUUAAGGUAGGCUAAUUCACUUAGGAAAAUGCCUCGUCCUGGAAGAAACACGUACAGCGACCAGAAGCCGCCGUAUUCGUAUAUUUCGCUAACCGCAAUGGCCAUUCAGAGUUGCCCGGAGAAGAUGCUCCCUCUCAGCGAAAUUUACAAGUUCAUCAUGGACAGGUUUCCUUAUUAUCGGGAUAACACGCAGCGCUGGCAGAACUCCCUGCGCCACAACCUUUCCUUCAACGACUGCUUCAUUAAGAUCCCGCGAAGACCGGACCAGCCGGGGAAAGGCAGCUUCUGGGCUCUCCAUCCCAGCUGCGGUGACAUGUUCGAAAACGGGAGCUUCUUGAGGCGCCGCAAGAGAUUCAAAGUGAUGAUCACCUCCGAGCACCUGCAAAAACCAUCAGACGCGGCGCAUUACCUCCAGCAACAAGCCAAACUCAGAAUGACAACUUUAGGGACACAUCUACCUCAGAUGACCAGCUACAACUUAAGUGUUUCACAACCCUCCACUUUCAAACACCCCUUUGCCAUUGAAAAUAUAAUUGCCAGAGAUUACAAAAUGCCAGGAAGUCUUGCUUUCUCUACCAUGCAGUCCAUGUCAACGGGUUAUCAAAUAGGCCUACACAAUCAGUUGACCACGGCUUGGCCCCACAUGUAUAGCAGUAAUGUGAUAGACGCUGAGUAUACUGCCUAUGGAGUACCAUUCAAAUCCCUGAGUCAUGGGGGGCAAAGUUUACCGGCGAUCCCAGUGCCAAUCAAACCCACCCCGGCUCCGGUUCCGUCCAUCUCGAUGCUGCAGGCGCGCCUUCCAGCCUUCCUCUCCGGCUCUCCACAGUCCAUGAGCCCGACGUCUCCCGGACAGAGCAGCCCUGCCACACCGAGCCCGACCUCGCUGCUCCAUUCGGCCGCCGUGCACUGUCAAGAGGUCACUUAAAACUUUAAGUGGGACUUGAAACUUUACAUACACACCCACCCGACAAAAAGGCAAGACAAGA